CCGAGGGGCGGGCCUAAGCUGGUGGGAGGCCGGGCGGAAGUGUGCGCGCCGCGGGCCGCCCUGGUUACCGCGUUCUCCGCCCCUCGCUGCGUCAUCGCUCUGAGCCCGCAAUCCGCUGCCCGCGCGGGCGCCGCCUGAGACCAUCGGGGCCCCGGUUGCCGCCCCCUCAGGAGCCACCAUGUUGGUGAUACCCCCCGGACUGAGCGAGGAGGAGGAGGCUCUGCAGAAGAAAUUCAACAAACUCAAGAAAAAGAAAAAGGCAUUGCUGGCUCUGAAGAAGCAAAGCAGCAGCAGCACAGCCAGCCAAGGCGGUGUCAAACGCUCACUGUCAGAGCAGCCUGUGGUGGACACAGCCACAGCAACAGAGCAGGCAAAGCAGCUGGUGAAGUCAGGAGCCAUCAGUGCCAUCAAGGCCGAGACCAAGAACUCAGGCUUCAAACGUUCUCGAACCCUAGAGGGGAAGUUAAAGGACCCUGAGAAGGGGCCAGUCCCCACUUUCCAGCCAUUCCAGAGGAGUGUAUCUGCCGACGACGAUCUGCAGGAGUCAUCCAGACGUCCCCAGAGGAAAUCUCUGUAUGAGAGUUUUGUAUCUUCCAGUGAUCGGCUUCGGGAACUGGGGCCAGAUGGGGAAGAAGCAGAGGUCUCAGGGGCUGGUGAUGGCCCCCCUCGAAGCUUUGACUGGGGUUAUGAAGAACGUGGUGGUGCCCGCUCCUCAGCCUCCCCACCCCGAAGCCGCAGCCGGGACCGCAGUCGUGAGCGGAACCGGGACAGAGACCGGGAACGGGACCGAGACCGGGAUCGAGACCGGGACCGGGACAGAGACCGCGAUCGAGACCGGGACAGAGAUCGGGACAGGGACCGAGACCGAGAUCGAGACCGGGACAGGGAUCGGGACCGAGAGGGCCCUUUCCGCAGGUCGGACUCAUUCCCUGAACGCCGGGCCCCGCGGAAGGGGAAUACUCUCUAUGUGUAUGGAGAAGACAUGACGCCCACCCUCCUCCGUGGGGCCUUCUCUCCCUUUGGAAACAUCAUUGACCUCUCCAUGGACCCACCCAGAAACUGUGCCUUCGUCACUUACGAAAAGAUGGAGUCAGCAGAUCAGGCCGUUGCUGAGCUCAACGGGACCCAGGUGGAGUCCGUACAGCUCAAAGUCAGCAUUGCCCGAAAACAGCCCAUGCUGGAUGCCGCCACUGGCAAGUCUGUCUGGGGCUCCCUGGCUGUCCAGAAUAGCCCUAAGGGUUGCCACCGGGACAAGAGGACCCAGAUUGUCUACAGUGAUGACGUCUACAAGGAAAACCUUGUGGACGGCUUCUAGGGAGUGAAGCUGGAUUCCGUGUGCCUCAUCUGCCCCAACGCUGGUCUCAGUAAAACACUGAGGUGGAAGCUUA
Molecule: messenger RNA, 1388 nt
Organism: Camelus dromedarius (Arabian camel)
Lineage: Eukaryota; Metazoa; Chordata; Mammalia; Artiodactyla; Camelidae
Gene: NELFE
Product: negative elongation factor complex member E
Exons: 11
Coding region: 179-1315 (378 amino acids)
Biological process (GO): negative regulation of transcription elongation by RNA polymerase II
Cellular component (GO): NELF complex
Molecular function (GO): RNA binding
Source: RefSeq, a predicted model, not a curated record